Molecule: messenger RNA, 2129 nt
Organism: Ruditapes philippinarum (Manila clam)
Lineage: Eukaryota; Metazoa; Mollusca; Bivalvia; Venerida; Veneridae
Product: serine/threonine-protein phosphatase 6 regulatory ankyrin repeat subunit B-like
Exons: 1
Coding region: 320-1618 (432 amino acids)
Biological process (GO): intracellular signal transduction
Molecular function (GO): protein binding
Source: RefSeq, a predicted model, not a curated record
AGCUUAAAGCUAGGUUUUUCUCCCUUCCCCGAGGUUAUUUUUAUCGAUAUCAACACUCAGUGCAGCCGCUGUAACUUACUAAUCGAUAACUCCAGCCUCGCUAUAGAACAUUCCAAUUUAAUGUAUGUAAUUUAUAUCAAAAUGGUUUUACGUGCGUCAUAACAGAGGAUUCUUGGGAUAGAUUCGAGGAAAUUUCUUCAGAUCCGCCAUGUUUUAGAAAGUGUUGUUUUGAAUUCAGCAAGAGGCUGAGUUGAUACGAGAUGGAAAGAGGGACAAGUAAGUUUUGGGGACAGACAGGGGUUAGUCAGACAGUUUAUCAAUGCUAUUAAAAACGCAAAUGGCCGGCUACGAGUUCUACGAUGCGGUUCUUAACAACGAGUUGACUGCAUUGAAACGAAUAGUCGCCCAAUAUAAGAAUGACCUUAAUGCAAAGUUUGUGGAAGUACGGAAGAAGAAUCACGCAGAUCUGUGUCCGAUACACUUGGCGGCGUAUCGAGGCUAUACAUACAUGUUACAAUACCUCAUAGAGUCAAAAUGUGACGUGAAUAAAACAACGUCGACACUCCGACGAACGGCACUCCAUUUUGCCGUAUUGCGACACAAGAUGGCGUGUAUGUUACUAUUAAUCGCUGCAGGGGCUAAACUCGACGUCAAAGACACGUUUGGUAAUUCACCCUGUCAUUACGCCGCCGACGACGGAUAUUGCCAGUUUCUAGAUGUGUUGAUCAGGCGUGGCGUAAACGUGGACAUCCAAGAUAUCACGUCUAAAACACCACUUAUGAAGGCUGUCAGAAACAACAAAACAGACGCCGUACUGCGAUUAUUAAGGGGUAAUAGUAAUAUUAACAUUACCGACCGUAAUAGCGACAUGGCGUUACAUUACGCCGCAAGAAACGGGUGUGCUGACAUCAUAGAUAUUUUGAUUGCGUCACACAGUCAAGUGGACGUUCAAAAUUAUUGGGGGCGGACCCCUCUCAUGGAAGCUGUGUGUUACAACCAUAGAGAAGCAGUUGCGCGGUUGAUUCGUGCGAACUGUGAUCUCAACAGACGAGAAUUCAAAACCGGCGACACUGCACUGCAUAUCGCCAUUAAACGGAACUAUACCGCGGUGGUAGAGCUCCUCCUCGCGGCCGGCACGCGACAUGACAUUUACAACCACCAGGGGGAAACUGCGGCAUACGAAGCCGUGAUUAGCAACAAACUUGAUGUGAUUAAACUUAUGGUAAUCCAUAAUUGUGAUUUAGAACAACCAAUUAAGUACUUUUGCACAGGUGUUUACAAAUCUUUGUUUCAAUUAGCCGCUGAAAAGGGGCAUUUUGAUAUUUGUCGUCUGCUGGCAAAGUAUGGUUACGUUGAUUUCUCAGCGCGUGUUCAUUUCUACGCUGGUUACGUACCGACACGUGUUGGAAGUGAGACGGAGGAAGUUCUGCACUGGUUGCGCCGGAAAAUGCAGACGGCAACGUCACUUCAACGGCUGUGCCGUAAAGUGAUACGACGACGUCUUGGGCACAAUAUCGUGGAAAAGAUAGAAAAGGUCAACAUGCCAAGGGCAUUAAAGGAAUACGUGCUUAUUUCUGACUUUAAAGAAACACAUGACCAAUUUCUACCAGAACUGUAAACACAAAAUACAUUAUCAGAUAUGCUCUAUAAAACAAGAAUAGUUUAGUCACAAAACUUAUGAUGUCACUUCAGCACUUGCUUUUUUAUAUGAUUUCAGAUUAAAUAUCAGAAUUUCUUAUAAUACUGAAGUUUUGGUGUCAUUUACUUUUUAAAUGAGUUUGAAAUUUCUUUUUGACUUUUGUGUCUUGUCUAUAAAUGGUUUAAAAAAUCUACAUGUAUAAAAUGGUUUCAUGGAUUAGUUUUGUUGUUCAAACUAUUUAUUUAACUUGGUCAAAUGAUUUAAUUUUUUGCAUAAUUUAACAAUUUCUUUGGCUGAGUUUCAGUGUUUAUUGAACAGCUUCAUUUUUCAAAUAAUUAGUCAGACUAAUUUUUCAAACAAGUAUCUAUUUGACCAAGUUUCAAACUCUAAAAAACUUUUUGAAAUUUUCAUACUUAAAAGAUUCCUUUUGACCAAGUUUCACACUUCAAGUAUCUUUUAACCAAGUUUCAUACUUAACAUAUUUAUCUGA